UCAUUUCGAGCGAGCCCAGCCACGUCGGCCGCUGAUGACGCAAUGAAACCCUCGACGGUCAUACCGAGCCGUUUUUUUUCGUCUCCGGUAGCCGUUAUCUUGCUCUCCAGGGGCCGUUUAGUGUUGAACCCGAUGAAGAGUGAAACAUGUGUCCGCCGACAGAAGCAGCUUAAAGUCUGUGAGGUUGAGUUUGAGCAGCAGCGACGUGGAUUUGUGCCGGAAACAGGUGAAGACGGACUACGAGCUGCUGCUGAGCCGCUUUCAGCAAACACAGUCCGUCAGCUUCGAGGUCUUCUCCGGCAUCUGGAGGGACAUGAACUUGUCACACAUCUUCUGGUGAUUGGCAGGAGGAGGAGAGUCUGACGGAGGAGCAGAGGAACGUUGUCAGCCAUUUGGUGUGAGCUCAACAACGGAGGAAACAUGGAUUCUUCACGAAAAAAAUGUAAAAACAACAAUGGAGUCAGAUGUCGGACCUCUGAAGAGGAUUAUGAUAGUUCCCCAACCACAACAAACAGAGAUGAAUCGCUGAAUUGUGAGCAAUGUGGCAAGACUUUUAUCACAGCAACAAAGCUAAGAAUUCACCAACGUAUUCACACUGUGGAGAAACCGUUCAGUUGUGAUCAGUGUGGGCUUACUUUCACUUACAAGUGUAGACUAACAGCACAUCAAGUCGUUCACAGUGGAGUUAAAGCAUUCAGCUGUGAUCAGUGUGGGAAGACAUUUACACGGAUGAGUGAUGUAAAAAGCCAUCAACUCAUCCACAGUGGAGUGAGACCAUUCAGCUGUGAUCAGUGUGAGAAGACUUUUAUUAGCAAGAGUAAGUUGACAAGACACCAACUCAUUCACAGUGGAGUUAAAUCAUUCAGCUGUGAUCAGUGUGAGAAGACUUUUACUUCUAAGAGUUAUUUAACAGCACACCAACUCAUUCACAGUGGAGUUAGACCAUUCAGCUGUGAUCAGUGUGGGAAGACUUUCACUUACAAGAGUAAGUUAACAAAACACCAACUCAUCCACAGUGGAGUUAAAUCAUUCAGGUGUGAUCAGUGUGGGAAGACAUUUUCUCAGAAUGGUGAUUUAAGAAGUCAUGGACUCAUCCACAGUGGAGUGAGACCAUUCAGUUGUGAUCAGUGUGGGAGUACGUUUAUUACCAAGAGUAAGCUAACAAGACACCAACUCAUUCACAGUGGAAUUAGACCAUUCAAUUGUGAGCAGUGUGGGAGGACUUUUACUCGGAUGCAAAAGUUCAAAGACCAUCAACUCGCCCACAGUGGAGUUCGACCAUUCAGCUGUGAUCAGUGUGGGAAGACGUUUAUUCGAAUGGAUCAUUUAAGAAAACAUAAACUUACCCACAGUGGAGUUCGACCAUUCAACUGUGAUCAGUGUGGGAAGGCUUUUACUCGAGUGGAUCAUUUAAAAAAACAUCAACUCACCCACAGUGAAGUUAGACCAUUCAGCUGUGAACAGUGUUCGAAAACUUUUACUCAAAAUGAACAGUUAUUGAACCAUCAGUGCCCACAGUCAGAGAGAAGCGGUAUCACUGUGACUCUUGUGAAAAAAGUUUCAAGCACCAACGGAACCUAAAAUGUCACCAACGCAUCCACACUGGACAUGAUGUGUACGCAUGUGAUCACUGUGGCAAACCAUUUAUAAAGUAUGCACUGUUAAAAUCCCAUGAAGUUACCCACACCGGGGUUAAACCAUAUCAAUGUGACCAGUGUGGGAAAGGCUUCAACUUCAAUGCCAACCUAAAAGUUCAUCAACGUGUCCACACAGGGGAGAGACCACACAGAUGUGAGAAAUGUCACAAGACUUUUGUGACAGCAACACGGUUAAGAAUUCACCAACGUAUUCACACUGUGAAGAAACCAUUUGUUUGUGAGCAAUGUGGGAGGACUUUUACUCGAGUGGAUCAUUUAAAACAACAUCAACUCACCCACAGUGAAGUUCGACCAUUCAGCUGUGAUCAGUGUGGGAGGACUUUUACUCGAAUGGAUUAUUUAAAGAAACAUCAACUCACCCACAGUGAAGUUCGACCAUUCAGCUGUGAUCAGUGUGUGAAGACUUUUACGCGAAUGGAUUAUUUAAAAAAACAUCAGCUCACCCACAAUGAAGUUCGAACAUUCAGCUGUGAUCAGUGUGGGAAGACAUUUACUCAAAAUGAACAGUUGUCGAUCCAUCAAUGCCCCCACUCUGGGAGAAAGCUGUACCACUGUGAUUCCUGUGAAAAAGCUUCAAGCAUCAACGGAACCUAAAAUCUCACCAACGCAUCCACACUGGACAUAAUUUGUACACAUGUAAUCACUGUGGAAAAUCAUUUGUAAAGUACGCACAGUUAAAAUCCCAUGAAGUUACCCACACUGGGGUUAAACCAUACCACUGUGACCAGUGUGGGAAAGGCUUCAACUACAUUACCAGCCUAAAAAUUCACCAACGUGUUCAUACUGGGGAAAGACCACACAGAUGUGUACAAUGUCGCAGGACUUUUAUCACAGCAACACAACUAAGAAUUCAUCAACGUAUUCACACUGUGGAGAAAGUGUUCAGCUGUGAUGAGUGUGGGAAGACUUUCACUGAAGUGGAUCAGUUAAAUAACCAUCAAAUCACCCACAGUGAAGUUAAACCAUUCAUCUGUGAUCAGUGUGAGAUGGCUUUUACUCAAGUGGAUCAGUUAAAUCAACAUCAACUCACUCACAUUGAAGUAAAACCAUUCAGCUGUGAUCAGUGUGAGAUGACUUUUACUCAAGUGGAUCAGUUAAAUCAACAUCAACUCACCCACAGUGAAGUAAAACCAUUCAGCUGUGAUCAGUGUGAGAUUACUUUUACUCAAGUGGAUCAGUUAAAUGACCAUCAACUCACACACAGUGAAGUUAGACCAUUCGGCUUGGACCAGUGUGGGAAGACUUUUACUCAAAAUGAACAGUUAUUGAUCCAUCAAUGCCCACAGUCAGGGAGAAAGCAGUAUCGCUGUGACUCCUGUGAAAAAAGCUUCAAGCACCAAAAGUACCUAAAAUGUCACCAACGCAUCCACACUGGACAUAAAUUGUACACAUGCGAUCACUGUGGCAAACCGUUUGUAAAAUAUGCACAGUUAAAAUCCCAUGAAGUUACCCACACUGGGAUUAAACCAUUUCAAUGUGACCAGUGUGGGAAAGGCUUCAACUACAUUACCAGCCUAAAAAAUCACCAACGUGUCCACACUGGGGAGAGACCAUACAAAUGUGAGAAAUGUCGCAAGACGUUUAUGACAGCAACACAGCGAAGCAUUCACCAAUGUAUUCACACUGUGAAAAAACUAUUCAGUUGUGAUCAGUGUGGGAGGACAUUUACUUUAAAGAGUACAUUAACAAGGCACAGAUUCAUUCACAGUGGAGUUAAACCAUUCAGAUGUGAUCAAUGUGGGAAGACAUUUACUGUCAAGAGUACUUUAACCAAACAUCAACUCAUUCACAAUGAAGUUAAACCAUUCAGCUGUGAUCAGUGUGGAAAGAGUUUUAUUGACAAGAGUAAAUUAACAAAUCACCAAUUCAUUCACACUGGAGUUAAACCUUUCAGCUGUGAUCAGUGUGGGAAGACCUUUACUCGGUUGCAUCAAUUAAAAGACCAUCAACACACCCACAGUGAAGUAAAACCAUUCAAAUGUGAUCAGUGUGGGAAGACUUACACUCGGUUGAAUAAUUUAAGAAACCACCAACUCACUCACAGUGAAGGUGAACCAUUCAACUGUAGUAGGUGUGUGAAAACCUUUACUGAAAAUGAGCAGUUAUUGAUCCAUCAAUGCCCCCACUCUGGAAGAAAGCGGUAUCACUGUGAUUCCUGUGAAAAAAGUUUCAAGCACCAACGGAAUCUAAAAUGUCACCAACGCAUCCACACUGGACAUGAUGUGUACGCAUGUGAUCACUGUGGUAAACCAUUUGUACGGUAUGCACAGUUAAAAGCCCAUGAAGUUACCCACACCGGGGUAAAACCGUACCAAUGUAACCAGUGUGGGAAAGGCUUCAGUUACAUUGUCAACCUCAAAACUCACCAACGUGUCCACACUGGGGAGAGACCAUACAGAUGUGAGGAGUGUAAUAAGACUUUUACAACUUUGGAGUAUCUGAAAAAACACCAACAGAUCCACACCAGUGAGAGACCAUACAGAUGUAACGAAUGUAACAAGACUUUUACAACUUUGGAGUAUCUGAAAAAACACCAACAGAUCCACACCAGGAAGAGAACCUUCAAUCAACGUCACAGUGAGAGCAACACAGAUGGACAAAACUCUCAGACUUGUCAGCACUCUGCCAAUGGUGAACAGUGCUGUUGUGACCAGUGUGGACCAACGUCCAACCAACAAGGAACCCUGCAAUGACACCAGCAUAUGCAUAAUGGACACAAACGGAACCCCUGCCAAGAAGAUUUCCCCAUGCCGGGGUCAGUAAAAGUUCAUGACAUCUCCCACAAAGUUAAAGUCCUUGAGCUCAAACUCCACAGAAUUCACAUUUAAUCUUUGUUUAUUGUCUUUGUUAAUGUUGCACUCGAUGAGUCAUCAUUUAAUCGUCUGUCAGUGUUUUCUGAAAUAUUUCCUUAAUUUCUUCUACAAAAUAGAAAUAAAGGAUUAGCAAGUAUAGUUCGUAUAAGGAGCUGUUGCCGCUUGGAAAUGUUUUCAUAUAUCAUUGCUUUUAAACUUUAAAUCAAUGACCAAGGAAAAAACAAGUGAAGGAGGCCACCAAGACACCUAUGACUCCUAUGAAGGAAUUCCACUUUCAGCAGCUGACAUGGGAGAGACUGUUCAUCCAUCCAUCCAUCCAUCAUCCAUACACCACUUAAUCAUCAUUAGGGUCGCGCUGAGGCUGAAGCCAAUGCCAGAUGACUGGGGGUGAAGGCAGGGGACACCUGGACAGGUUGCCAGUCUGUCGCAGGGCCACAUAUACAAUCACAUUCACAUUCACACCUAUGGGCAAUUUAGAAUGAUCAGUUAACCUCAGCAUAUUUUUGGACCGUGGGAGGAAGCCAGAGUAUCUGGAGAAAAGCCACGCAUGCACAGGGAGAACAUGCAAACUCCAUGCAGAAAGAUCCCAGGAAAGCCGGGACACGAACCAGGGAUCUUAUAGCUGGAAAAUGAAAGUGCUGUUGAUUCAAAAAGUAAACAUAGAAAUCAAGUACAGUGUCAAUAAAGAGUAGUCACCCCCUUUAAAAGUUUUUCCCUUGUCAUUCCUUUUGAACAGUAAAUCAUGAGUGACCAAAAAAGAGACUAGUGAAGGAGGUCACCAAGACACCUAUGACUCCUCUGAAGGAGUUCCAGCUUCAUCAGCUGAGAUGUUAGAGACUGUUCAUCCAACAACUGUUGUCUGUUUUUCACCAGUCAACGCUUUAUGGAGACAAAGAGAAAGACUCUGUGAAGAAAAAUUCUUAAGUCUGGACUAGAGUUCACCAGAAGACAUGUGGAGACUCUGAAGUCACCUGAAGAAGGUUCUUUGGUCUGACUUUCUCUUUAUACUUUGGUGCUCUGCUGUAGUGAGCAGACUGAAAAUCCUGGUUUGAGCUUCAUCACGAUGAACCUACUUCCUUUUUAAAAAAAUGAAAUUGUAGCUUAUGUAUUGUUAAGUGUUGUCUUGUUCAGUUGUUUUAAUGCUUAAUCAUUAAACUUUACUUCUGGCAUUUCAUUUAAA
Acanthochromis polyacanthus (spiny chromis) is the source of this 5651-nucleotide messenger RNA. RefSeq names its product gastrula zinc finger protein XlCGF46.1-like. Gene Ontology annotation, biological process: regulation of transcription by RNA polymerase II. NCBI's taxonomy places the organism in Eukaryota, Metazoa, Chordata, Actinopteri, Pomacentridae. The transcript is spliced from 4 exons. The record is from RefSeq and is a predicted model, not a curated record. The coding region runs from base 421 to 1581 and encodes 386 amino acids. Gene Ontology annotation, cellular component: chromosome. Gene Ontology annotation, molecular function: chromatin insulator sequence binding.